AUGGAUGAAGAUUAUUCAAGAUUGAUUUUAUACAGUGCAGUAAGAUGGCUUUCAAGGAGAAAUAUUUUAUCACGAUUUUACAAUUUGAGAGAGCAGUUACUUGUAAUUUUAACUAUGGAAGAAUCUGAAUUCAACUUUCUUGGGGAUGAAGAGUGGUGGACAAAAUUAUCCUUCUUAACUGAUUUGUUUGUGCAUCUCAAUAAACUAAAUUCAAGUAUGCAAGGUCGUGAGGAAAAUAUACUAACAUCGUCAGACAAAAUUAUGGCUUUUAUCGAAAAAUUGAAUUUUCGGAAAACUAUAGUUAAUCAAUUUAAUCUAAUUAUGUUUUCUCGUACUGAUUUGCUAGUUGUAGAUGACAAAAUUUUGGCAUUAAUAGUCGAGUCUAUCGCAUUGUUGGAAGUAAAAAUGAAUAAAUAUUUUCCAAGUAAUAAUAUUAAAAAUUACAACUGGGUACGAGACCCUUUUAAUGUGUCUAUUAGUGACUUGGUUGAUUUAAAACUUGUUGAAGAAGAAAAUUUUUGUUCAAUUAAAAAUGAUUGA
Cinara cedri is the source of this 540-nucleotide messenger RNA. The record is from the annotation of a GenBank genome assembly. Lineage: Eukaryota; Metazoa; Arthropoda; Insecta; Hemiptera; Aphididae.